This is a messenger RNA of Closterium sp. Naga37s-1, 3015 nucleotides long. NCBI's taxonomy places the organism in Eukaryota, Viridiplantae, Streptophyta, Zygnematophyceae, Desmidiales, Closteriaceae. The record is from the annotation of a GenBank genome assembly.
AUGGCGGACACGGUGCAGACGGUGCUGGAGCGCAUGCUCCCGGAGCUCGACAGCCUCGAGAAGCAGGGCCUCUUUACGCGCGAGGAGAUUAGAGAGAUCGUGCGCCGCCGCACCGCCUUCGAGUACCGCCUCAGGCGCCGCGGCAGCGCGGCGAUUAAGGACGACUAUAUGCGGUACAUAGAGUACGAGAUGCAGCUCGAGGCGCUGCGCCAGCUGCGGAGAAGAGACCCGAAUCGCCGCCAGGUUUUCCGCCAGCGCGCGGACGGUGUGCUGCGGCGCAAGGGAAAGCAGGGCAGCCGCGAGUGGUACCGGCGGCAGCGCGCGGCGGAGCGCGCGAGCGACGUGGCAGUGAUCAAGCGCGUGCUCUUCAUCUUCUCGCGCGCCACUCGGCGAUUCAAAGGCGACCUGGACUUGUGGAUGCGGUACCUCGACUUCUGCAAGGCGUCCGGGUCGAGACAGCAGAUGCAGAAGACCAUGGCACGAGCACUGCAAUUGCACCCUACGGAGCCGUCUCUCUGGCUCUACGCCGCAUCGUAUGAAUUCACGAACCGCAUGAACGCGCCUGCUGCGCGCACGCUGCUGCAGCGAGGGCUGCGCAUGUGCUGCCCGCAGCUCUCCGCUGGGGGGAAAGGGGGGAAGUCGGGGGGAGACAGGGGGAGCGCGGGGGGCGCAGGGGCCGCUGGAAAAGGGCCAAAGGGAGGGGCGGGUGUGGAGCGGGCAGGUGUGACGAUUUCCGAGGCUGGGAACAUUUCCAUCGUGCCUGCCCGGGUUUUGGAAGCGUCUCGUCUGUUGUGGAGCGAGUAUUUGCGCAUGGAGUUGGUGCAUGCGCGGAAGCUUAAAGCGAGACAGCUACUACUGGGGAUAGAGACUGAGGAGGGGGGUGGGCAGGGUGGGGGGGAGGGGGAGGGGGGAGUGGGGAAAGAGGAGGGGGGAGAGAAAGUGGGAGGUGGGGAGGGAGAAGGGAUGGAGCAGGAAGAGGAGGGGAAAGAGGGGGAUGAGGGGAAGGAGGGAGAGGAGGUUGGACUGGGUGAGGGAAAGGGGGAUGGUAAAGGUGAUGGCAGCCGUGGGAAGAAAGGGAGCAAAGGGAAGAAAGGGAGCAGCAAACCGGUUUCGAGUGAUGAGCUGGCAGUGCAGGUGGCGACUGUGGUGUGCCGCACCGCAAUCAAAUCAAAUCCCAAAGAUCUGCUGCUGCGCGUCGCGCUGCUGGAAGCCCUGCGAUUGGGCGGCGGACAAGCAGAGGCAGAGGCGGAAGAGGAGGAGGACGAGGAGGAGGAGGAAGUGGAGGAGAAGGUGGAGGAAGGUGAGAGAGAGCAGGAAGGGAAAGAAGGGCAGGAGAACGAACAGGGGGAGAAGGCAGAAGGAGAGGAGGAGAAGGAGGCUAAGGCUGCAGGCACGGAAGGGGGGCAAGGAGCAGAGCAAGGGGAGGAAGAAGGGAGGAAGGGGGGGCGGGCACGGAGGCGGGUGGUAGAGCUGAAGGGGUUGGGUGCGGUGGAGGAGGAGGUGUGUUGCGGGCUGGCAACUUCCUUCCCUGAGAGUGCCACGGCGCUUGAGUUGCUGGCUAGGCGGUGCUUGCGGCGGGGCCGCAGAGGGGCGGGAACGGAAGAGGAGGCGGAGCAGGCUGCGUUGAAGGUGUUUGAGGACGCUUUGGAGAGACAGAAGAGCGAGCAGCAGCCGUCCUCGUCGUUCUCGCCGCUGUGCUGCGCCUACCUCAACUUUCUCACGCGUCUGAUCACCGGGGGGAAGGCGUAUGGGGAGGAGGGCGAGGGAGGAGAAAUGGGAGAGGCGGGAGAGCGGGGAGGGGAGGAGCAGGAACCAAUGGAAUGCGAGGAAGCAGAGGGAGAGAGGGAAGGAGAGAGAGAGGGGUUGCCGUUGGCCGAUCUGGUGUGCCGAGCCAAUGCAGCCAUUGCUCUGGCGGAGGCUCGGGGGCUAGGUUCGGACGAGCCAAUCGUUGAGCGCCACGUGGCGCUACUGCUGCGCGCAGGGCGAGCUGGCGAGGCGCUAGAAGCUGCGAGGAAGGUUCUGGGAGCGAGCGGAGGGGUGGUGAUGCCAGGCCUGUGGGCUCUGGGAAGGGAAGCUGAGAGGAAAUUGCAGAGGGUAGGGAGAACGGUGGGGACUGAUGUGACAAAAGCAGCAGGAGGAGCAGCAAGAGGAGGAGGAGGAGGGGGAGGAGCAGUGGGAGGAGGCAUUGGGUUAUCAGGACCAGUGCACAUUGUGAAUUGGAGCCAUCCCAAGCUGGGGGAUUACUGGAUGCAGGUGCGUGUGCUGCAUGGGAUGGUGAGUGGCGGGGAGGGGUUGGAGGGGGGUUUUAGUCAUUCAGCCGCUUCAUCUCUGCCCCUCUAUUCUCCCUCCCUCACGCUCUCCUCCUCUCUCUUUCUCUGCUCCUCCCUCCUGCUCCUCCCAAAGCAGCAAGUAGAGGCAACGCCAAGCCUGGCAUCGCUGCAAGCCACAGUGGACUCGCUUAUCACAGCAGCAGCAACCAUCGUCUCUCCCACCGCUGGGGGUGGUGUUUCUGCCGCACCUGCAUCGUCCUCCCUCUGCGCCUCGCCUGCUGGCGCCAGCACUGAGGAGUCCUCAUCAUCAUCAUCACAUGCCAAGGGUCUAGUGGCAGCAGUGCAGUGUGCCGCCCUUGAGACUGCCAGGAGGCGCUUUGGCAUCGCUGCCGCCCGCCAGCUGUACGCCAGCUUCUUCUCGCUCCCAUUCGCCUCAGAGCGGCUCUUCCUGUGUGCCAUUCAAAUGGAGCGCGAUUGGCAGGCGGAGCAGAGCGGGAAGAGGGGGAGUGGGCGGGGGAGCGGUGGAGGGGGGGAAGGGCGGGUGGGGCGUCUAUUUGACUCGGCGUUGCAGCGAUUCGGUGCCUCCAGUGCUGAUCUCUGGCUUGCGUACUGCCAAUACGCGCUUGAGGUGAACGACACGGGCCUGCUCUCGACCAUCCACUGGAAGGCUCGGCACUCCCUGCCCGAUGCAGCUGGGUUCAUGACCGCUUAUCACCGCAUGGUGCACCUCUCGUCGUCCGCUUGA